Messenger RNA from Exophiala oligosperma, 771 nucleotides. RefSeq lists its product as uncharacterized. NCBI's taxonomy places the organism in Eukaryota, Fungi, Ascomycota, Eurotiomycetes, Chaetothyriales, Herpotrichiellaceae. Gene Ontology annotation, molecular function: acyltransferase activity, transferring groups other than amino-acyl groups. The record is from RefSeq and is a predicted model, not a curated record. The coding region runs from base 1 to 771 and encodes 256 amino acids. The transcript has a single exon.
AUGCCAGGCCGGCUUCAAUAUGCCUCGCCGUCAGACGUUCCAGCCCUUGUGGGAAUCUUCGAAAGGGCUUUCGCAAGGGACCGCGCGACCAGGCUGAAAGCAGCCGGGCAUCAGGAGCGUCCAAGCUACAUUGGUUCCAUGAUUGAAGCGCCCCUUCGAGAUUGGCUGGAUCAGCCUCACCGCUGUCGAGUGCUCAAAUUGGAGACGGAAGAGUCUCUGAAACCUCUUGGAUGGAUCUGCUGGGGCUUCUACGGCCUGACAGAAUCCAAAGUGGGCUCGUUAUGUGCCAGCGCUGAAACCUCUUCGAUCGAAUGUAUACUACGUGCCCGGCCAGGUCAAUACUCCCUAUCAGCUCUUCCCGAAGACUGUCGGCCUGAGAGCAAAGAUCCUGAUCGGCCCGCCGACACUCCAAAUCAGAGCGUCGCCGACCUCGAGGCGCUCUGCUCAGCCGAUUCCAAGCAAUGGAUGUCGAGACUCAUGCCAAAAGGUGGUAGAGGCAUGUUUAUUGCAUCCAUCUGUAUUGACCCGGAACACCAAGGCCGCGGAAUUGGUAGCGAACUCCUACAAUGGGGAAUUCGCCUGGCAGAUUCCGAGCUGCUAUCGAUCUGGGUUCACUCGUCCGAAGAUGGAUGGAAUCUGUUUGCUAGCAAGGGGUUUGAAGAGAUUGGUAGGUUACAGCUUGACCUGGGAGAGUACACCAAGGAUGACAGCCUGAAUCUGUCAGAUCCAUAUGUCUAUCGCUACAUGGUUCGAAGACCAUUAAAUAGCUGA